AUGACGACAAUUACACAACUACAACAAGUCGAGUUGAAAGACUCCCCCAUGUCUUCAACAAACGACAUAGGGGACCUGGAACCACACUUCAGCACAACAGCCAUACCAGACGGCGGCUACGGAUGGAUCAUCGUGUUCUGUGCAGCCAUCACCACAUUCUGGAUCAACGCGAUGAUAAACUGCUGGGGCGUGUUACAAUCCGCCCUACUUUCCUCCACCAUGUCCCACAGCCCAGCCUCCACCGUCUCUUUCAUCGGCUCGUUGAAUCUUGCAUGCGGCGUAGGAUUCGGGCUAUUCGCCACGCGAGCAGCACGCUCUUUUGGCUCGAAGACGACCGCCAUGUCAGGGAUAUUGCUGAUGGGAGUCGGUCAAAUAGCCGCGUCGUUCAGCACCAGAAACAUCGCUGGGAUGUUUGUUACCAUUGGACUUGUCGUUGGGGUAGGAAUGAGCGCGGUCUAUACCAUUUCAAACGCACUUCCAGUCCAGUAUUUCAGUGGCCGUCUCGGACUGGCCAACGGACUUGUGAAGUUAGGUGGAGGAAUUGGUGGGACAGUAAUGGCAGUUGCACUGCAAGCCCUCGUUGACCGGGUGGGGAUUGAAUGGACGUUUCGAAUUCAAGGCUGUAUGACGAUCGCAACUGGCCUUCCAGCUGCAUGGUUCAUGAGGGACUUGACAUCUACCAGGAACACCCCUUUUGUAGACUUCUCCAUGUUCCGAAGUCGAGCGUUUGUGGCAGUGUUCGUGGCUGGAGCUAUCGGUACAUUCGCACUAUUUGUGCCACCAUACUACCUCCCUCUGUUCGCUCAGUCGCUUGGACUAUCAUCUUCUACGGGUGCAACUCUUGUCGCUGCUUUCAAUCUAUGCAACGCUAUCGGCAGAUUCGUGAGCGGGCCUCUGUGCGACAAGAUCGGACCCACCAACACCUUCCUCAUUACCAUGAUAUUGAACGCCGUCAGCAUGCUUGCAAUCUGGCCGGUAUCAAACACACUAGCGCCAUUGGUGGUUUUCGCUGCUAUCAACGGAAUAGCAAAUGGAUCCUACUUCACCGUCGUACCAACAGUGGCUGCCAGCAUUUUCGGUCCUGGACGAGCAGCUGUGGCGAUGAGCAUGUCAGUAACUGGUUGGACGGUUGGAUAUCUGCUAGGUGCGCCAAUUGCGGGAUACCUGCUGCAAGCAGCUGGAGGGAAGGGGAAGGCGGAAUCAAUGAACAUUGAGGCUUUCAGACCAGCUAUCUUCUAUGCUGGAGGGGUUGCCUUGGUGUCAAGUCUGUUCGUUUUCAUUGCUAGGGUUAGCAUGGCGAAGCAAGUUGGCAGGAAGGUGUGA
Molecule: messenger RNA, 1323 nt
Organism: Aaosphaeria arxii CBS 175.79
Lineage: Eukaryota; Fungi; Ascomycota; Dothideomycetes; Pleosporales
Product: MFS transporter, MCP family, solute carrier family 16, member 10
Exons: 2
Coding region: 1-1323 (440 amino acids)
Biological process (GO): transmembrane transport
Cellular component (GO): fungal-type vacuole membrane
Molecular function (GO): transmembrane transporter activity
Source: RefSeq, a predicted model, not a curated record